CGCAAACCACGGCACGGGCGUCGCACCGCAGCGGCUGCAGAGUGUUUUUUCUUCCUUUUCACCGUCAGAUCUCGGGACACGGAGGAGCGCGUGAGUGAAGAAAAGAAGGAAAAGCUCGCGAGCGGGGAUCGGGGGACAUCGUAAAGGGGGAGGAGCGGAAAGACACACACACACACACACACACAUCUCGAUUUCCAGACUGAGGCGAAUCCCGAGCGGAUGAUUCGUGUGUGAAUGUGUGAGGGAAGCAGCGCGCGCCUCUGAUACGGGACUCAUAAUGAGCGCGCGCUGAUUCUGCUUCUGCUUUUCCUCUUCCUUUUCCCCUCGUGCUUAACCGAAUCAGUGCUGAGGUGAUGAGAGGCCGAAGUGAAGAAGAGCAGCGUGCGCUCCUCCUCUUCUCCUCCUCCUCGUCCUUCUCUUCUACCUCCGGCCGUCGCCCUUGAUGGAGCGCGAGCGCGCGGCCGAUGGCUCUGGCGGAGACCUGCCGCCACCGCCGCCGCACAAGCGCAGGCCGAACCGCGCGCCCUCGCCGGCCAGACCCGCGCUGAAGGAGGCGCACUAUCCGCGCGCGUCCAAGCCGCCUCCCUCCGCGCCGCCCAAGUCGCCCAGGCCGCUCGCGCAUCAGCAGCAGCGCGCGACAGCUCCUCCGCGACGCGCUGGGAAUCCAGACAAACCGACAGCGGCGGUGAAGAGCGGCGCGAGGGCGACGGCGGCGAAAAAAGCGGCGAAGGUCGCUCAAACGGAGCGCAAAGCCACCGCGCCGGCGCAACCGCCGCCGCCGCCGCUUGGACCGGCUGCCAAGAGCAAGACGGGCGGCAGGAGGGCGAGCGCGCCGCCCCGCGCGCCCCCGUUCGCCCUCGCCUCGCCGGUGCGCGUGCCCACCGGCAGCACUGGCGUAGCUCGCACCGACAGCAGCUCGGAUCUGUCCGACUGCGCCUCGGAGCCGCUCUCCGACGAGCAGAGGCUCGCGCAGGCCGCCAGCAGUGACGCCGAGUCCGGCUCGUGCUCAGGCUCCGCCGCUUCCGGCUCGGGUUCCGAGCACAAUGCGGCCGCCGCCGAAGGGACGUCGACCUCGGGGGCUCGGGCGCGCGCGCCAACGGCCACAUCCACAUCAGCAGCAACAGCAACUAGAGCAGCCGCGGCGCCAGCGUCACCCGCGACAGGACAGGUGGACAAACAGAGCGCGAGCGCACCGGCCAGACCAGAGCUGAGCGAGGACGAGCUGCUGCGCGAGAUCGAGGAGCUGCGCUCAGAAAACGACUACCUCAAGGAUGAAGUGGAUGAGCUGCGAGCUGAGAUGGAGGAGAUCAGGGACAGUUACCUGGAGGAGGAGGUGUAUCAGCUACAGGAGCUACGCAGGGAGCUGGACCGUUCCAAUAAGAACUGCCGCAUCCUCCAGUACCGUCUGCGCAAGGCCGAGCAGAAGAGCCUGCGUGUAGCACAGACCGGCCAUGUGGAUGGAGAACUGCUCCGCAACCUAGAACAAGACCUCAAGGUGGCCAAAGAUGUGUCGGUACGUCUGCACAAUGAGCUGGAGAGUGUGGAGGACAAGCGCACUCGGGCGGAGGAUGAGAAUGAGAUGCUCAGGCAGAAGAUCAUUGAGGUGGAGAUCUCCAAGCAGGCCCUGCACAACGAGCUGGAGAGAGCCAAAGAGAUGGCACUGAGGAGGCGAGGGAGUAGGGAAACCUUCAAAGACAAGAAAUCUCUUACUCAGGAGGACAGUGCAGACCUACGCUGUCAGCUGCAGUUUGCUAAAGAAGAAUCAGCCUUGAUGCGCAAGAAGAUGGCCAAGCUGGGCCGGGAAAAGGACGAGCUGGAGCAGGAGCUCCAGAAGUACAAGUCUGUGUACGGGGAUGUAGAUAGCCCCCUACCACUGGCUGAGGUGACAGGUGGUGGGCCGCACAGCACACGGGAAGCUGAGCUGCGAUUGCGGCUCAGGCUGGUGGAGGAGGAGGCCAACAUCCUGGGGCGCAAGAUCGUGGAGCUGGAGGUGGAGAACCGCGGCCUGCGGGCUGAGAAUGAGGACCUGCGUUCACAAUACGAGCGCGACUGCUUCGGCCGCGAGCCCUUUUCCAGCGUACCUACAUCUCCGUAUGGCACUGAUGGAGCACUGGAGUCAGCCAGUGAACUGCGGCGCCACCUGCAGUUUGUGGAAGAGGAGGCUGAGCUGCUGCGGCGUUCCAUCUCUGAGAUUGAGGACCAUAACAGGCAGCUUACUACUGAGCUCAACCGUUUUAAGUUUGGGCCCGGGCAAGGUGAUGGUGAGGCUGAGGGCGGAGGCACCUUAGGUCUCUUGAAGCCUGGAAAUGGAGGUAAUGGUGGUAAUGGGGCGAGCAUCCCACCAAGUGGUGCUGGUCUCCUGCAGGAGGAGCUGAAAGCCGCCCGUCUGCAGAUUGAUGAACUGAGUGGGAAGGUGAUGAAGCUGCAGUACGAGAACCGUGUACUAAUCUCCAACGUACAGCGUUACGAUCUGGCUGCCCACUUGGGCUUGCGCUCUGGGAGCCCUAGGGAUAGCGAUGCUGAGAGCAGGGAAGCUGAAGAUGAGGAGGCAGGACGGCUCCUCCUACUUCACCCCAAACGGGAGGGUCCUGUGGGUGGCGAGAGUGACACUGAGGACCCAUUCGAGAAGACAACUACUUCUGGGUUUGGGAGUGGUGGGAAAGCGUCAGAUGUCUGCGAGGUAGGAGGGGCGGAGCUGGCGCAGCGGAGACGGGAGGAUCGGGAGAUGCUCAUUGGUAUUAAAAGGGAGGCAGAGCGGCUGGGAAAAACAGUGGAGCGGCUCAUUGCGGACACAAACAGUCUGAUCUGCGAGGGGCGCCUGGUCGUGACAGGAGCAGAUUCUGUCGGGACUGCUGGGGAAGGUUACGAGUUCAGGGGUGACGGAGACACUGCUGAACCCAAGCCCGACUCUCAGGUGCUGGAUGCCAUCAAUACCCGCAUGCGGGCAUUCCGGGCAGAACUCCAUUCGUUUGUGGAGAAAGUGGACCACUUGGGUGAGGGUCUGAAAGAACGCACUGAUGACCUUUCACCCAUGCCCAACCUCACAGAGUCCAGCAGCUUCCUGUCCACUGUCACCUCCAUGUCUCGCGACUCGCCCAUCGGCACUCUGGGAAGAGACCUGGUGACGGACUUCCAGUCCGGGCGGAGGCAGGAGCUGGAGUGGUCCCUAGGCCGGCAGACUGGCCCGGAGGCCCCAGGGCCCGCCGCACCCAGGGGAGCCCCCGCACUCAGUAGAUACGCCAGGCCCCACAGUGUCAGACCCGAGCUGCGGGAAUCGAGCCUGCCAGAUGUGGGGACCCCUGCCAGGGAAAUGCAGUUCUGCCUGGACCCGGAAAGGAGACUGAGAUCUGGACAGGAGGAGAGAGAUAGUCUGUCCUCCUCCAUCACUCAGGAUGAGGAGAGGAGACGCUUAGAGGCACGGCGGGGCCUGGAGCUGCAGGGGCUGCAGUCGCACGAGCUAGCAUGGCCUCAGGAAAGAGCUCUCCUGCAGCAGGAAGUACGUCUGUUCCGGCAGAACACCAUAAUCGUUUACACGAAGCUUCGCUACAUCCUCAUGCAUUGGAGGCUCGGCCGCAGGACCGACAUUGCUGAGGAGGGGGCGCAUGCUGAGUAUGAGCGGUUGGAGAGCAUUCCAGAGGUGGGAGUGGUGAUGGAGCAUGGAGAGGGGGAGACUGAGCGGGAGGAUAAAGUGUGUCCCCAGUCGACGUGGGGAGACGUCUCUGAACCUGGACUUCUGCCCUCACCGGAAAGAUUCCAGUAUCAUAAACAGGUGGGUGACAGCAGGCGGGUGCUGCACGCCCUGCGCUCGCUGCUGGAGGAGUUGAGGGCGGAGCUGCGGGAGGAGGCACAGAGACGGUGUCAGCUGCAGCAGACGCUGGCCAGUGAGAGAGCAGCCUGGGAAAUACAGCGCAUCGAGAUGAGGAGCCACAUAGCACAGCCAGAGGAGUCGAGAGCAGGAGUGUCAGGGUCAGCGGGUGGGGCAGACUCAUCCCAGCAGGAGCGUGAGAGGGAGCGAGAGGAGCAGCAGAGGCUCCUGGCUGACAGCCACAGCCUGGCUAUGGAACUGCGCUGGAAGCUGCAGCACGGGGAGCUGCGCUGGAGCCGGGAGAGGAGCGAACUUCUCGAGAGGUUCGAGAGGGAGCGGCAGGAGUGGGACCGCAGCAUCCGCGACCUGCACCGCAAGAUGGAAAAGAUGCAGCGGGAGCUCCCAUUCUGUCACUCUGAGGGGGUUCCUCUGUUAGAAGGUGGAGUCCCACAUGUCUUCUCACCUCAGGACAGUCCCUGUAAGGCCCCCAGGUCUCCUCGGUCUCCCCGUCCAGCUCCUUGCGUACCAUCCCGCUCCCACUCGGACUCGGAGGCCACUCUAGAAGAGAGGGGCAUGGGGAGGAUACAGCCCAGUGAGGGCCACCGACCCCCAGAGAGCCUAUUCCUGGAUGCUCUAUCCCUGGACCCACCCAGCGAAGCAGAGGUACCUCCUCCAUCCAGACUGGAGAGCGAGAAGAGGUUCCCCUGCCUGAAUGAGGCACUGAAUGAAAUCUCAGAGAGAGACCCUGCACUGUAUGGGGAGGAAGAGCUGGGCAGUGGGAGCCUCCUCAGGGCCAAGUCUGUCUGCUCCAUGAGUGAUUUCCAGCGUUUGAUGGACAGCUCUCCCUUCCUGCCAGACAAAAGCAAGUCGGGUGAGCAUGGACGGGACGAGAACACCCCACCCCUCUCUCCAGAUGACCUCAAAUACAUUGAGGAGUUCAACAACAAAGGUUGGGAACUCCCUGCUGCAUCUCUCGCCUCUUGCCCCAUCCCAGGUCCUGCACUGCCCCCAACGGUGGUGGAGGCGUGGGCAGAGCGGGCAGAGUCCCGCAGACCCCCAGACCCUCCUUCAGAAGCCUUUCAGCCAGCCUCCUGGUACCUGACCACAAGCGCUACCUUGACCACCAACACCCUGAGCAGCCCAGAGCACUGCCAGAGGCUGCCUCUGAGGGGCGCCUCUGGAUCUGAACAUUUUGGGGUUCGUGUCCUUCACAGCCCUACUAGGGGUGAGAGGGCAGCCCCUGGGCCUUCCGAGCAGGAGUACAUGUUUUCCAAAGUGAGCAAAGCCAAGGCAGGGGAGGGGGAGGACGUUUUUGGAGGCAGAUGGCCUUGCGAGCUGAGGGGUCACCAUCUGGAGACAGGUCUGGGUUAUGCUUCCUCGCUAGAGCUAGAGCUGUCCCGCAACCUGAGCGAUGACAUGAAGGAGGUGGCCUUUUCUGUCCGCAACGCUAUUCGCUCCAGCACGGCCUCCGUCCCAACCCAGCUUCGGGAUGCAUCCUGCCAGACCAAUGGCUUCACCACACGUGGGACACAGACCACCCAGACCAUCAGUGUGGGUCUGCAGACUGAGGCCCUUCGAGCACUUACCAGCAGCCCGCAUCGCUGCCUCACGCCAAAGGGGGGUGGCUCCACGCCAGUUUCCUCGCCCUCACGUAGCCUCAGGAAGGUGCAGUACUCGCCUGCGACACAGGGCAAGUUUGAGCGCCCCUGCUGCUCACCAAAAUAUGGCUCUCCCAAGCUCCAGCGUAAACCCUCCUUAACUACCCCCACAGCUAAAACUGAGGCAUCUAGUGGCCCAACACGACCCCCAACACCUGCAGUUGCCUCCCAGCCAACCAAGGGCAACAGUGAGUCAGCCUGGGCCCGCUCCACCACUACCCGUGACAGCCCUGUCCACACAACCAUCAAUGAUGGUCUGUCAAGCCUCUUUAACAUCAUCGACCACACACCUGUCACCUACGACUCACAGCAAAAAUUCAACAGGUCACCUAGCCGCUCCAGGCCUGUUGAAAGUGGGCCAACAGGUAGUUAUGGGUCAGCACAGGAGUUGUUGAAAGUGUCCCGGGGCCGCUCACCCAGCCCUGUGCAGCUCAUAGUCGAAUCACAGGAUGAGAAGACCCUUGAAACAGUUAGCAUCAGACAGGAUCUGUCAGCUCCGCCCGGCUACACACUAGCAGAGAAUGCAGCACGGAUUCUGAAUAAGAAAAUGCUGGAGCAGGGCUUCAGGGACGAGAAGAGGCUGCCCAGUUCAGGCGGGACAUCCCAGAGCAGGACAGGAGAUGCGGACAAACCCGGAUGCAUUGAGGACCUCCCGCGGUCACCAGUGGCCCCACCCCUGGACUCCUGCUUCCUGAGACCGGCCCGUCCCGCCAACCGCAGGCCCCCGUCACGCUGGGCCGCACGAUCCCCUUCCUCCUCCCCCAAACACAAAGAACGCACAGUAAGGUUCCGCUUCCCUUCGCCCUCCAGACCCACUCAAACCAUCCCAGAGAUGGAGGAGCCCAGUCAGGAACUACCUCAGCCCCCCGCCUGAGGACCUCCUGCACCAGCCAAGACCACAUCCUCUGUUCCCCUCCUCUUCUCUUCUGCACUCUCAAAACAGAUGUGUUAAACACAGUCACUUGUUAUUGUGGACCCCUUCGGUCCAGCCAAUUUUAAUCUAAUCUCUAUUCACAGCAUCAUUAGCAAACGAUCAGUUACCACAGAUAAUAAUUUAAAAUCUGAACAGAAGAGCAGAAGAUUUGUUGACACAGUUAUAAUGCAAGUCACUGGGCAGGUACUGAACCAAUUCUGUUAUAAAUGUGUUCCAAGUUAACAGGUUUUCUGUUCUAAGUAUAGCCAUCAAAAUGAUUGUCUAUGGUAAUUUACCAUAUGCUACAGAUGCAAUAGACAGAGAUUAGGUGGAAAAAUGCUGGUGUAUUCCUUUAAGGAACACAACAUAUUGUGUUCAUUUUAACACAGAUCUUUGGUCAUGUUAUCUGACACAAUGUGUCAAGCUUGUGUUAUAAUAGACCUCUGAAGUUAUUCUGUAGUCUGCAUCAUGCCCAUAUUAGGAACUCCAUGUCUAAGCUUGUUGUCUCUAUGGUAAAAAUCAAUGACAUUUUUGAAAACCACUGCCACUACGCCCUACCAUGAGCCUGUUUAUUUUUCUGGAUCCUCUGGAUUACGAGGUCACUAAGGAGCCAGAAUAUUGCUACAUGCAGUCUAACACUGUUGAAUACAGAUCGUAAGAGAGGCAACCUCAACAAAAUACGCCAUACAAACCAGUAAGGUUUAUCAAAUGUGGUAGUCCGGCUGUUUGGGAAGUGGCAGCCUACUGUUUGAGUAGCUGGUAUUAUUAUCCCUUACAGAAAAUUUCCUGUGAAGUGUGCAAAAACCAUGUGUUUACAACAUGUAAUUAUAACAGUAUGUGUGAUCACGUUUUACAUGUGAUGACACAUGUCCAAAAACCUCAUAUGUUUAAUCACAAGUAAAAUUCAUGUGUUUUUUCUGUGAGGGAUAUAAUAGCGUUGAAGUUUAAUAUUAGGCUUCCUUUCAUGUGACGUCACUUCAGUGUACAGUGUUCGCUUGCCUGUAGCAUGAAUGUAGCAAUAUUUCUAUUUCCCUUGCAUUUCUCUCUCAUUUCCCUCAUAUAUUUGACACCUUAACGGCUCUGUGAUACAAAGGAUCCAGUGCCAUUCCGCGGAAACAUGUACACAGGACAAAAUGUAUCAGGUUUGGAAUAUUUGGACAGCAGCGAUUUUCAAAAACGAUCAUUUUUCCCAUAGAGGAAACCUGCUUAGGUCCUAAUAUGGGCUUGACAGCAACUACAGAAUGACUCAUGAUAUCAGAGGUCUGUCACACAGUCUGUAGUCUUGUGGUCUGAUACAAAAUGUGUAAAAAUAUUGACAGCACAUGAAAUAAUGCUCAAGAACACAUCAUUUUUGAGAGUGUACUCUUCUCUUCUCCUCAUCUUCUGCUUCCCUCUCUAUUUCUCCUCUCGUGCCAUCACUCUUUCCCGUUCCAGCCUGACCACACAAACACCACCAGUGUUGAAGUGUUGGAACCUUCCAGCCCUUCUAAAAGCCUUCCAGAACCCGGAGGAGAAAGGCAGAGUUCCACCAGCACCAGCCAAUCAGAGGAGGACGUCGUUCUAAAACUGUCUGUGAGAAUUCAAGGACCUGAAAUGUACCUGAAGCAAAAUAACAUAAACUAAUUCCAUCAGAGGUGCCUAAAACUCACUUGAUUUCUCAAUGGUCCCAUAUACGUGUGUCUAAUGUAUAUGUAUGCAAUACAUACAGAUUUAUAUGUGUCAGUCAUAUUACAAACUACGUAUUUUUUUGAUGUUCUGGGGGGAAAAAAAAUCAGUAGUAAUAAGAUUUGUCUCUACUGCAUAAACGUUUACAUGUGUUGUUGGCUUAUUUCUUUGUCUUUUUUGCAUACACCUCAUUUGUUAUUUUAUGUCCCGUGUACAUACUUGAUAAAGGUUAUUUUCUUAUUUUGAAUGUACCAUUUUUUGUUUCUCCUACUCUUCAAAGCUUAAAUAUGUUUGAGGGACAAAAAGAUUCUGUUUUAUUUAUUUUGUACACCAAGAAACAGAGUUAAGAAAGGAGAAAAGAAAACCGAGUUUCACUGAGUCAGGGAUACACGAAACAUGAUGUCAACCACACUGAUGUAUUUAUUACUCAAAACGUAAAGCUGAAUGUUUAAUGCAAACACAAUAGGAAGGUAAACGGAUUAUACUUAUGCAUAUUUUGGAAGGCAAUUGUGCAAAUAUCAUAUUUGAUCUGCAUGCCUUUUGAACCCUAGCACUUUAGUGCAUGAUCUCAAACGCUGUUGUAUCUUGUGCUAUCUCUAUAAUGUAAGCCGGCCCUACACACACACACACCCACCCACACCUAUUCACAGUGUGUGAUGGGGCUCGCUUGAUCUGUAAUUUUGUUGUCACCAAAUUUGCAUUGACCCAAGUUAGAACACUUUUUAAGUCGAUUAUUGUACCUACUACCCUGUCUUUGUAUAGCUGUUAUUAUCGAAUCAAAAUGUUUUCUUUUCUUUGAAGGAAAAUAAUGGGAUUGUAAAAAAAAUGAAUGUUUUAAAUGAAAUUCGUGUCUAAAGUCUAAUAAAAUAGAGUCUGUUUAAUUGGUAAUAAAAUGAAUGUGUAUUUACAGAAUA
Pygocentrus nattereri (red-bellied piranha) is the source of this 8955-nucleotide messenger RNA. Its product is annotated as microtubule cross-linking factor 1. NCBI's taxonomy places the organism in Eukaryota, Metazoa, Chordata, Actinopteri, Characiformes, Serrasalmidae. The record is from RefSeq and is a predicted model, not a curated record. The transcript has 16 exons. Gene Ontology annotation, biological process: regulation of autophagy. Bases 443 to 6337 code for a protein of 1964 amino acids.